Molecule: messenger RNA, 2229 nt
Organism: Raphanus sativus (radish)
Lineage: Eukaryota; Viridiplantae; Streptophyta; Magnoliopsida; Brassicales; Brassicaceae
Exons: 1
Coding region: 392-1801 (469 amino acids)
Biological process (GO): regulation of DNA-templated transcription; chloroplast organization
Cellular component (GO): chloroplast
Molecular function (GO): double-stranded DNA binding
Source: RefSeq, a predicted model, not a curated record
AGAAUGCUUUGGAAACCAUAAAAUGAAUAUUAUGUUGCGGCAAUUAAAACGCAAUAUAUUCCCUUUCUCGAUCGAGAUCAAAGUUCAAACAGUUUACAUAUCUGGAAUCAAAUUGAUGAGAACCAAUUUAAAUAGUUAACCGAAAAUGUUCGAAAGAAGAGUAAUUAACCAAAGUAAACCAACGUAGACAUUUAAAUAUCUCUAGUAGUUAACCGAAGAAAUGAAGAAUCGGAAGCAGAGGAAAAAAAAAAGGGUUUUGCUUUUGCGCCUAAACCCUAAACCCUGGUUCCUUGAAAAGUCAGACGACGCUUCAAUCAUUUUGCUUGCGCUAGUAGUACGUUCGAGACUUAAUCCUUCCAUAUUCUUGAUUAAAAUCACAUAGAGUUUCAACAUGUAUUCCCUGAUACUCAAUGGAAGAAGGUCCCUAGAGCUACACAAGUGGCAUAACUUGAGAGUUUCAGUGCAAAAUGCAUUUUCUUUCCCCAGUUCCUUUUCUUCUUAUGCUGCUAGUAGUGCUAGAGAUGGUCCAAAAGGACAGGUUUUCACUUUCUGUUACCUCGUUGAUUCGUUGGGUUUAACUGCAACACUCGCAGAAUCAAUCUCAAAGAAAGCCAGCUUCAGGGACAAGGGUAAUCCUGAUUCUGUCCUGAGUCUCUUUAGAAGUUAUGGGUUCACAGAUUCUCAGAUCUCCAGCAUGGUCACGAACUAUCCACGGUUGCUUAUGCUAGAUGCUGAGAAAUGUCUUGGUCCUAAGCUUCAGGUGCUCAAGUCAAUGGAAGGAGGUUCAAGCUCUGAUCAGCUCAUCGAGACUAUCUCAAAAGUUCCUAAACUCUUGGGAAUGAAAGGGGACAAAACUAUAAGCAGAUACUAUGAUGUUGUCAAAGAGACCAUCAAAUCUGGUAAGAGUUCCAAAUUCGAAAAGUUAUGUCAUUCACUGCCUCAUGGUUUGCAGCAGAACAAAAUCAGGAACGCAUCUGUUUUGAGAGAACUUGGAGUUCCUCAGAGGUUGCUAAACCCUUUGCUCGUCUCGGACCAUAAACUUGUCUGCGGAGAUGGAAAAUUUAAAGAAACCCUCAAGAAGGUUAUUGACAUGGGUUUUGAUCCGACAAGCGCACAGUUUGUUCAAGCUCUGGGGGCUGUUCAAUGGUUGAGCGACAAAGAGAUAGAAGAGAAAGUCAAUGUCUACAGGAAGUUAGGGUUUUAUACAAGAGAUGUGUGGGAAAUGUUUCUGAAGUAUCCUAUCUGUCUUAGAAUCUCAGAGGACAAUAUAACUCAGACGUUCAAAGUCUUGAAUAAAUGUGGACUAAAAGAAGAAGAGAUCCUCUCAGUGUUCAAGAAGUUUCCGGAAUGCAUUGGUUAUUCGAGGCAGAAGAUAUGCAACUCCCUUAAAACAUUUUUUGGCCUUGGAUUUGACAUUAAUCAGUUUUCGAUGAUAGUCAAGCGCUUCCCUCAAUGUCUUAGCAUAUCUCCAGAGAGGGUGAAGAAAAGGACGAGGUUUCUGGUGAAGAAGAAGAAUAAAAUUAUGCUGAGGAAGAUGAAAUGGUCAUUAAGGGGUGUGGUUUUGUUUCCUCAGGUACUUGGAGUUAGCAUGGAGAAGAGGAUUGUACCGAGGUGUAACCUUCUGAAAGAGCUCAUGUUGAAAGGGUUGCUGGGAGACAGAGAAAGCAUACUACCUGAUAAGGAAUCUGUCUUGGUAUGUACUGAUGAUGAAUUUUUAAACAGGUUUGUGAGGAAUCAUGAUGACAAGGAGCUUGUGGCUGAGUUAAUGGCUAUCUUCACCAGCGAUUCUUCUGCUUCAUAGAUAUUUAAAGGCUUGUGUCAAGGAGUGAUAUGAUUUCUAAAAACAGUUUAAGCUAUCAAUAUUAUUUAACUGAAUAAUGUAAUGCUUUUGGUUGUUGUUUCAUUAUCAUAUAUCAAAGUAACCAAACACACGUUUGAUCCAUAUUUUUUGAGGUAUAUCUAGCAAGUGGCAACAAGUCUCUUUUCAUUUUCUUCGUUUGAUUGUGUUUUUGGAGAUAUGAGAUCCUAAGUUACAUGUACGUUUAGAGGUAUAUCUAAGGUGUAUAUCAUGUUUCUAAGUUAUAUCCCGCGAAUAAAUUUAGACUUAGACAAGUCAACUCCAAGCAAAUUUGCACCUAAAUCUAUCGGUUGCAGCUGGGUGCAAUUAGUCAGUCAAAGCAUCAAGAAAUUCAAGAUCUCCAAACAAAUGACUUCCCAAAUAGUUACCAA